Messenger RNA from Asparagus officinalis (garden asparagus), 1155 nucleotides. RefSeq names its product glutathione S-transferase T3-like. The record is from RefSeq and is a predicted model, not a curated record. The transcript is spliced from 4 exons. Lineage: Eukaryota; Viridiplantae; Streptophyta; Magnoliopsida; Asparagales; Asparagaceae. The coding region runs from base 1 to 1155 and encodes 384 amino acids.
AUGGAGAGUCCAAGUCAAACUUUCGAAGUCACAGUUGAUGAUGGCGUCGAUGGAGAGAGCUCGGCAUCGAUGGAGAGCUCAGCGUCGUUCAACGUCAUCGAGUCAAUCAGAUUAGUUGAUGAUGGCGUCGAUGGAGAGAGCACAACAUCAGUCGAAGUCGUCAAGUCGAUGAAGUUAAUGUUGAUGAGAGAGCAGCGUCGAAGAUCCAGUUUUAGGUUCCAAUCAAAAGAAAGACAAGCUACAUGGCUUGAAAUAUCUCAGGAUCCAGUUUUAGGUUCCAAUCAAAAGAAAGACAAGCUAUGGGAGCGAAUUUCAGCUCUAUUUCACGAAUCAAAAGAAAGACAAGCUAUGGGAGCGAAUUUCAGCUCUAUUUCACGAAAGGAUUUCCAACCCAUCAGUAAAUUUCGAGGAUGCAUUCGACAAGUUGAGCGCCUCAAUCGAAGCGGUGCUUCUGAACUUGAUAUUAAUAAACGUGCUAGGAUCAUAUUUGCAGAAGAUCCAGAAGAGAAAAAAGGAUUUCUAUGUGAUCAUAUUUGGCCGAUUUUGAAGGAUGCAGAGAAGUGGGCAAAUAUAAGUAUCAUGCCUUCUGCAUUUUUCAAAACUUCAAAGUCUCGCUUAUCUCAAGGAUCUGAUUCAAGCUCUCCUGUCAUCGACUUAAAUGAAGACAAUCAGGCAUAUACCACUAAUGACGACGACCAUUCGCUAAUCGACAUUUCAGCUAGUCGACCUAUUGGAAGAAAGAAAGAGAAGUUGAGAAGACGAAAAGAAAUUGAUAGGAACAUUGACUUUGAAGCUUUUGCUAAAGAAAACCAAGAGAUCUUAGAAGUUUUAAAAAAAGGUAAAGAACAACGAGAAAAUGAAAGAUUGACAAUGAACCAGGCUAUGAUGUUAACGGCUGAAAAUGAUAAGAAAAAGUUAGAACUUCAGCAAGAAGAACAAGAGAAAGAAAUUAUGCUAGUUGAUCUGGAAGCUAUUACUGAUCCAACAAAACGCGAAUAUUUUCGAAUUAAACAACAACAGAUUUUAACUAGAAAUAUAACUAGGGGUUCCUCAUAUGAUAUUCCUAAUCCUGAAUACAGCUACGCAGGAAGUCAAUAUGGAAUACCUGACUACAUGGGAGGUGGAUACGGAGGAGUUGACUUUCUAGACUUUUAG